Messenger RNA from Drosophila montana, 855 nucleotides. Its product is annotated as polyisoprenoid diphosphate/phosphate phosphohydrolase PLPP6. Gene Ontology annotation, molecular function: sphingosine-1-phosphate phosphatase activity. NCBI's taxonomy places the organism in Eukaryota, Metazoa, Arthropoda, Insecta, Diptera, Drosophilidae. The record is from RefSeq and is a predicted model, not a curated record. The transcript is spliced from 2 exons. Bases 118 to 720 code for a protein of 200 amino acids.
CUUUUGAAUUGAUUGCAGCAGUCACAGUCCCUUGAAAAUACCUGUUACUUGUAUUCGUUGAGUAAAUGUAACACAUCUCUUUGUGAUAUUCUGGGUUAGCAUCAAAAAGACUGGAAAAUGAAAACGUCACCUGUUAUUCGGUCAGUUGUGGACCUGGAUGUAAAAAUUACGGAGCGAUUUGUGUCGUUCUUACUAGGAUUUACUUCUUUAAAGUCUCUUAAAAUUCACUGCAAGUUUCUCGAAAUAUCCUGUGACGGAAUAGCUUGGAUUUCGACAUGGAUUGCCUUUAUUUGGCUAGCUAAUUCUAGGAAAUUAUACCAAAUGCAAGCUAAUAUGCUUGUUGGAUUAAUCUUAGACAUAAUUAUUGUGGCUCUGUUGAAAGCAUACGUGCGUCGACGACGGCCGGCGGUCGUCAAGGAUAUGCUCGUAAUUGGUCCAGAUAAAUAUAGCUUUCCUUCAGGACAUGCAUCUAGAGCUUUCUAUGUUCUAGUGUUCUUUACAAAACUGCAUGCGUUGCCAAUACUAUUUUGGAUGCCAAUGACUGCAUGGGCUGUAAGUGUUGUUCUCUCUAGGCUUAUCUUAAAACGGCACUACCUUCUAGAUGUUUGUGCUGGUGCACUGAUUGGAAUUUGUGAAGCUUUGUUUCUUGGGAUAAUUUGGCUCAGUGCGGAAUCUGCCUCUUCAAUGAUUGCAUUCAUAUCUGACGAAAGUGUUGAUUAACAAAAUUAUAAUUGUUAGAAACCUGAUGAAUAAUCUUACUAGUACUUGUCAAUUAAUACUGACGGAUGAUUCAUUUAUUUUUAUACAUAUGUAUGUCGAUAUUAAACCAAAUGUGGAUUAUUUAGUCACAACAUA